Aspergillus nidulans FGSC A4 is the source of this 2649-nucleotide messenger RNA. RefSeq names its product SPX domain protein. The record is from RefSeq and is a predicted model, not a curated record. Gene Ontology annotation, cellular component: endoplasmic reticulum membrane; vacuolar membrane. Gene Ontology annotation, biological process: polyphosphate biosynthetic process. The transcript has 2 exons. Bases 140 to 2479 code for a protein of 779 amino acids. Lineage: Eukaryota; Fungi; Ascomycota; Eurotiomycetes; Eurotiales; Aspergillaceae.
UCGAAUUCUGACAACACACUUUAUUGGGGGAUCACUCAUUUGCCUCCUAGGUGACCGACCGUUAACUACUCAAGCUUGAUCAUACGGACUACGGGUCUCCCCCACUUAAAACGGCCCGUUCUAGAGCAAUUGGGCUACGAUGCGUUACGGGAAGACCUUGCGAAACUCGAUAUAUCCACCAUGGAGUAAGAGCUACAUCGACUACAACAAGUUGAAGAGGCUGCUCCGGGAACGUGAUGUCAUCGGCGACGACAGUGAUACCGACGCCACAUGGACUGAGCAGGAUGAAGAAGCAUUUGUCCAGGAACUUCUGAAUGUGCAACUAGAUAAGGUCAAUGCCUUCCAGGUGCAGACCUCUCAACAACUGAGGGAACGCACCUCUGCGUGCGAGGACAAGCUCCGACCUUUGGCUCAAACCGAAGGAGAUACUCCGGCUGUUGCAGAAGAAGAUAGGAUCAGGAUCGCCUCUGAGGUGCUUGCAGAAUUGGACAGCAUCACCAAGGAGGUCAGUGAGCUGGAGAAAUAUAGCCGUAUCAACUUCACGGGCUUCCUCAAAGCCGCCAAAAAACAUGACCGGAAACGGGGUGCUCGGUAUCGUGUGAAGCCUUUACUACAAGUCCGCUUGUCGCAACUACCCUUCAAUUCGGAAGACUAUUCACCCCUCGUUCGCAGGCUCUCGGUGGUCUAUUCUUUCGUUCGAGAGAUCCUGAGCACGAAAUCUCCGGAGCCAGAGCCUGGAUUUGGCCAGGAUAAUUACUCCUCUUACAAGUUCUGGGUUCACCCAGACAACAUGUUGGAAGUGAAAACCCUGAUUCUACGCAAGCUGCCGGUUCUUAUCUACAACCCCAAGUCUUCAAAGGAGCUCGAGACUCACGCCAACGACCCUACCAUUACGUCGUUAUAUUUUGACAACCCUCAAUUCGAUCUCUACACGCAAAAAGUUGCCCGCAGCCCUGAAGCUGGUUCGCUACGACUACGAUGGACCGGAAACCUCAUCGAGAAGCCGCCGAUUUACUUGGAGAAGAAGAUUGUGACGAGUGACAACUUCAGCAACGAGGUGAAGGUUCAGUUGAAGCAGAAGCAUGUCAAGGAGUUUCUUGAUGGUGAAUAUCAUUUAGAAAAGCAGGUUCAUCGGAUGGAAGAUAUGGGAAAUGGAGAGAUGGAACAUGCAGAAUCUCUAAAACGGGAUGUGGAAGCAUUGCAAUCCUUCAUCAAGGAAAACAACCUCCAGCCUAUGCUUCGCGCCAACUACACCCGAACAGCUUUCCAAAUCCCGGGCGACGAUAGGAUUCGUAUCUCACUUGACACGAAUUUGGCUCUCAUUAGAGAAGACUCUCUCGACAAGGAGCGCCCCUGCCGUGAUGAGAAUGAAUGGCACCGUACCGACAUAGAUAAUGCUGCCAUGGAAUAUCCCUUUCCCGCCAUUAGGAAUGGUGAGAUAGUGCGAUUUCCUUACGGCCUGUUGGAGAUAAAGCUGCGUGGAAGUGCCGCGCAUAAUUCGGAAUGGGUGAAGGACUUGAUGGUGUCACAUCUUGUCAAGGAAGCCCCGCGGUUCUCGAAAUUUGUCCAUGGUGUCGCGCAGCUUUUCGAAGACCAUGUGAAUAGCUUCCCUUUCUGGCUCUCUGAACUUGACAAUGACAUUCGACGUGACCCUGAAACCGCAUUCCAUGAAGAGCAGGAACGCCAGGCAAAGAACGCCGAGGAAGACUUGGCGGUUGGAAGCUUCCUGGGAGCAAGAUCUCCUCCUACACGGCCGCUUGUAGGAUCGCCUAUUACCAGAUUUGCGGAUGCCGAGUCGCCAAGAGCCCAACGAACAUCACAGGCCACAUUGUCUCAACUUACACCCGCUGCAGCGCCAGACCGUCCGCGCGAUGGUGAAAGAGAGCAGCAGGGAGAGCCUGCACUGCUUCAACGGCAGGAAGAGCCGGUAACACAGUCUCGCUUAGCCGCUUUAUUCCCAUCAUUCACUGGGAGAAGACGCUCUGUUGUUCUUCCUCCGGGUGUCAAGGAGCCCGGAUGGUGGAUCAAAGACACAGGACCAGUCCGUGUUGAAACUAAGGUUUGGCUUGCAAAUCAACGAACUUUUAUCAAAUGGCUUCAUGUUAGCAUUUUACUUUCCUCUCUUUCUCUCGGUUUGUAUAAUGCCGCAGGCAAGCACAACGAUAUAGCGCGCGCACUGUCUAUUGUCUACACCGCAUUUGCCAUUUUUGCGGCAACCUGGGGAUGGUACAUGUACGAGAAGCGCGCAAGACUUAUUCGAGCACGAAGCGGGCGCGAUCUCGACAACACAUUUGGGCCUAUCAUCGUGUGUAUUGGAUUGGCAGUUGCAUUGAUCCUAAACUUCGCUUUCAAGUACGCCUCCACCGUUGAGAAGUUGCGCAGAACACGGCCAGUCGAUAUGACUACCGUUGAGGGUUCUUUUUCAAUGGCCGCGAACCCGGAAAUCUGGGAUCUUCCGGACCAACAGCCUUUAAAUUGACGCAACUCGUGGUCCUUGCGAUACCACACUCAUGAGAAUGCGUCUUUGAUUACAUCGUUUACGGCGUUGCAUCGAUUACGGCGCUGAUGAAUUCUCACGAAGCCGGCCAACAGCCCAUAUGUUCUCGGCGCGUUGUUGUUCUCAUAGGUAGAUAGUUCAAUUUCUGUCUU